Messenger RNA from Ahaetulla prasina, 2931 nucleotides. It is a transcript of the gene DLGAP1, whose product is annotated as DLG associated protein 1. Gene Ontology annotation, molecular function: molecular adaptor activity. The transcript has 10 exons. NCBI's taxonomy places the organism in Eukaryota, Metazoa, Chordata, Lepidosauria, Squamata, Colubridae. Bases 1 to 2931 code for a protein of 976 amino acids. The record is from RefSeq and is a predicted model, not a curated record. Gene Ontology annotation, biological process: signaling. Gene Ontology annotation, cellular component: postsynaptic specialization; glutamatergic synapse.
AUGAUGAAAGGAUUAUCUGGCAGUCGCAGUCACCAUCAUGGGGUUGCCUGUGAACCUGUAUGUGACUCUCUGAUACAUCACUCAGAUAGGAAGCAAUAUUUAUUAAAUCCUAUGGACCAUCAUCCUGCAGAUCAUACUUACUAUGCUCAAAGAAACUCUUUUCAAGGCGAAUGCAUGGCUCCAUACAGUGAUCAGAUUGCUAGCAGCACAUUUCCUCGGAGACAUUAUAAUUCCCACAAAGAACUUAAGGAUGAAUGUGCUUUGGUGCCACAUGGAACAACCAGUAAAGGUAAUCGCAUCCCUGCCAAUCUUUUGGAUCAGUUUGAAAGGCAGCUUCCUCUUAAUAGAGAUGGCUACCAUACUUUACAGUACAAAAGGACUGCUGUAGAACAUCGUAGUGAUAGUCCCGGAAGGAUCCGCCACUUGGUGCAUUCUGUUCAAAAGCUUUUCACAAAAUCUCAUUCUCUUGAAGGCCCAUCAAAGGGCAGCAUCAAUGGAGGCAAAGCAAGCCCAGAAGACAUGCAUAGUAUACGAUAUGGCAAACGUAGCAAAAGUAAAGAUAGAAGAUCGGACGGAAAAUCCAGGUCAAAUGCGUCUGGAUGGUGGAGCUCAGAUGACAACCUAGAUAAUGAUGUUUGCAUUUAUCAUGGACCAAGUGGGAUAAUGACCAUGGGAAGAUGUCCUGAUCGUUCUACUUCUCAGUACUUUAUGGAAGCCUAUAAUACUCUAAGUGAACAUGCAGUAAAGCCUUCCAGAAGCAAUAAUGAUGUUAAAUGUUCUACCUGUGCAAACCUGCCUGUAAAUUUGGAUGCUCAAUUAAUGAAAAAAAGCUCUUGGUCCUCUACUCUGACAGUAAGCAGAGCUCGUGAAGUUUAUCAAAAAGCUUCUAUGAACAUGGACCAGACAGUACUGAAAUCAGAGACUUGUCAACAGGAACGGUCCUGCCAAUAUCUUCAGGUUCCUCAAGAUGAAUGGUCUGGAUAUACCCCUCGUGGCAAAGAUGAAGAAAUUCCUUGUCGGCGAAUGCGUAGUGGCAGCUACAUUAAAGCCAUGGGAGACGAUGACAGUGGGGACUCGGACACGAGCCCAAAGCCAUCUCCAAAGAUUGCUGCACGCAGAGAGAGCUAUCUUAAGGCUACCCAGCCAUCACUUACAGAGCUCACAACCCUCAAGAUUUCCGGUGAACAUUCUCCAAAACUUCAAAUCCGAAGCCACAGUUACUUGAGGGCCGUGAGUGAAGUUUCAAUCAAUAGGAGUUUGGAUAGCUUGGAUCCUGCGGCUCUGCUUACCUCUCCUAAGUUUCGUUCCCGAAAUGAAAGCUACAUGAGGGCCAUGAGCACUAUUAGUCAGGUGAGUGAGAUGGAAGUAAACGGUCAGUUUGAAUCAGUCUGUGAGUCUGUAUUCAGCGAACUAGAGUCUCAGGCAGUAGAAGCCCUGGAUCUGCCAAUGCCUGGGUGUUUCCGCAUGAGGAGCCACAGUUAUGUCAGAGCAAUCGAAAAAGGCUGUUCCCAAGAUGAUGAAUGUCUGUCUUUGAGAUCCUCAUCUCCACCUCGCACAACCACUACUGUGAGGACCAUCCAAAGCAGCACUGUUUCCUCUUGCAUUACCACCUAUAAGAAGACACCGCCUCCUGUUCCACCAAGAACCACCACCAAACCUUUUAUCUCCAUCACAGCCCAGAGCAGCACAGAAUCUGCCCAAGAUGCCUACAUGGAUGGACAUGGACCAAGGGGAGAUAUCAGUCAGUCAGGACUUAGCAAUUCUACUGAAAGCUUGGACAGUAUGAAAGCACUCACUGCUGCUAUUGAAGCAGCUAACGCACAGAUCCAUGGUCCUGCCAGUCAACAUAUGGGCAACAACACAGCUACAGUCACCACCACUACCACCAUUGCAACAGUAACUGCAGAUGACAGAAAAAGAGAUCAUUUCAAGAAAAACAGAUGUCUGUCCAUUGGAAUUCAGGUUGAUGGUGGAGAUGAAUCCUCCAGCUCUGGUGAAACCAGAGUGUGCAGUAAGUUCCAAUCCAUAGGUGUUCAAGUAGAGGAGGAAAAAUGUUUCCGCAGGUUUACCCGAUCAAAUAGUGUUACAACAGCUGUUCAAGCAGACAUGGAUUUCCAUGAGAACUUUGAAAUGUCCAUGGACCCUCAAGAAGAUCAAUCAUAUUCUGGGCCAAUGUCGAGACAAUAUUCCCGAGAUAUCAGCACUUCCACUGUUAGCAUACAGGGCUCAGGAAACCAUUAUCAUGCAUGUGCAGUAGAUGAUGACUUUGACAAUGAUUUUGAUCCUUCCAUUUUACCUCCACCGGAUCCUUGGAUUGAUUCUAUAACUGAAGAUCCAAUUGAAGCUGUACAAAGGUCCGUGUGCCACAGAGAUGGACACUGGUUUCUGAAGCUUCUUCAAGCAGAAAGAGAACGUAUGGAAGGUUGGUGCCAACAAAUGGAGAGAGAAGAACAAGAAAAUCAUCUUCCGGACGAAAUUUUAGGUAAAAUUCGAACUGCAGUUGGUAGUGCUCAGCUUCUCAUGGCUCAGAAAUUUUACCAGUUCAGAGAACUCUGUGAAGAAAAUCUGAAUCCCAAUGCACACCCGAGACCAGCCUCCCAAGAUUUAGCAGGGUUUUGGGAUAUGCUGCAGUUGUCCAUAGAAAAUAUUAGUAUGAAAUUUGAUGAACUUCAUCAGUUAAAAGCCAAUAAUUGGAAACAUCUGGAUCUACAUGACAAGAAGGAGAGAAGGGCCCCUCCUCCAGUGCCAAAGAAGCCAUCGAAAGGUCAGGUGCCACUCAUUCGGGAACGCUCUUUGGAGAGCUCACAGCGUCAGGAGGCCCGGAAACGGCUGAUGGCUGCCAAACGAGCUGCAUCGGUUCGUCAGAACUCAGCCACUGAAAGCGCCGAAAGCAUUGAGAUUUACAUCCCCGAAGCCCAGACCAGGCUAUGA